AAGGACUGGGGCAAAGGGGGAGACGCAGGCAGGAGGACCCAGAGCAACCACUGGAAGGGAAGGUCUCGCCCAAGCGCCAGGCUGCUCUCGGGAGGCGCCGACGCCCCGACGGGGACAUGAGGUGGAUCAGACAAAAGCACCCCUGUAACGAGUGCAACAUGGUGUUCAGCACUCAGCGCAAAUUCGACCUUCACUUCAACCACGUGCAUCUCGGUGUAGCGCCCUGGCAGGGACAUCAUCCUUGCGAAGAUUGCGGCAAGGUCUUCUCGCAGAAAAUAAGCUUGAAUGUGCACAGGAUGUUUAAAGGGGCACCACGGCGCUAUUCGUGUAAGAAAUGUUCGUAUGAAGGGCCAACUAAAGAAUAUUUAAAACGACACAUGAAGGUGCAUACUGACGAACGCCAGUUUGUUUGCAAAGAAUGUGGGAAAGGUCUUAAGACUGCUGAAUCCUAUAGGAAUCAUAUGGUUAUCCAUACAAAUGAAGGAAGGUUUGUUUGUGAGAUCUGUAACAAGGCCUACAAUCACAAAGGGGCUUAUCAGGACCACAUCAGAAGUCAUCAGGAUGAUAGAGAUUAUGGAUGCAAUUACUGUGGUGCGUCAUUCAAGUCCUAUAAGCACGUAGCGCGCCACAUCAGAGCCGUUCACCUGAAUGACAAGAGAUUCAUUUGUGAUAUCUGUGGCGUUCAGCACAUGGCCGGCUUCAAUCUGAAGGGACACAUGAAGAAGCACGGCAACGUUUCAUCGCUGCCUUAUGCCUUCGAGUGCUCAUCCUGCGAGGCCAAGUUCAGAGGCGCCGAGGGCCUCGCCACCCACAAGAGAGUGAUUCACAACAUUGAUGAAUCGCUGGAGAGGCAACAGGAGCCAGUGGAGGUGGCAGUGCCGCACCCUACAAGACGUCCGGUCAAGUUCCACUAUUCACGCUUGUCGAACAGCGCCUUGCCCGAGGGUUCAGCUCGGAUCGAGACCGAAGCAGGGUUCGAAACCAUCUACGUGGAAGGAGAGAAUUACAUUGUGUACGACGCCAAGGGUGACAACGUGGUCUACGAAGUUUAUAGCGACAUUGCAGAGGACGAGGACCCCAUUAUGACGGACGCCAUGACGUCUGAGGAGAAUUGUGGCGAGCGUGUUAUCCAUGUGUUUACCUGUGUCUCGUGCAACAUCAUGUUUACCUCGGAGUCGCUCCUUGAGGAACACCAGGCUUCGUGUCAUGGAAGCGACAAAAACUAGAGCAGGCGGUAAAUAUGGACCGAAUUUGGAAUGAAUUGCGGAUUUAGAAGUAAAAGGAAUUUCUCGCUAAAAGUUCGAAUAUAUGUGUAUUAUUUUGUAUUCAUUAAACCGCACGGUACAUUGCUUACUGUUCAGCAAAGAAUGUCACUUGAUAUGAUUUGCAUUGCAAUGUACAGUAAUGAAUUUAUAAUUUUGAGGAAUGGAAACUCCUUUCGUUGUACAAUAAUGUGAUAGUUAUGUCAAAAACGAUAAGGAACAAAAAGUGUAUAUAUAUUUUUUCUUUAUUUUUCCCCUGUUUGUUUAUAUUGUCUGAUUCUCAUCCCUAUGUAUAUUUACUGGAAAUACAGAUGUAAGACGAAACCA
Messenger RNA from Penaeus monodon (black tiger shrimp), 1589 nucleotides. Its product is annotated as gastrula zinc finger protein XlCGF8.2DB-like. The coding region runs from base 117 to 1226 and encodes 369 amino acids. The record is from RefSeq and is a predicted model, not a curated record. NCBI's taxonomy places the organism in Eukaryota, Metazoa, Arthropoda, Malacostraca, Decapoda, Penaeidae. The transcript has a single exon.